GGAUUGAGCACUGGGGAAGCAGCAGGAGCCCAGUCCCGCCAAGGCUGAGCCGCCCAGAAGCAGCCCAGACCGGAAUGUCCAGCAGAUUUUUGCUCCAGCUCCUGGGGUUCUGGCUAUUGCUGAGCCAGCCUUGCAGGACGCGAGUCUCGGAGGAGUGGAUGGACGGAUUCAUUCGGAUGUGCGGCCGUGAAUAUGCCCGUGAAUUGAUCAAAAUCUGCGGGGCCUCCGUGGGAAGAUUGGCUUUGAGCCAGGAGGAGCCAGCUCUGCUUGCCAGGCAAGCCACUGAAGUUGUGCCAUCCUUCAUCAACAAAGAUGCAGAGCCUUUCGAUACGACGCUGAAAUGCCUUCCAAAUUUGUCUGAAGAGCUCAAGGCAGUACUGUCUGAGGCUCAGGCCUCGCUCCCAGAGCUACAACACGCACCUGUGUUGAGCGAUUCUGUUGUUAGCUUGGAAGGCUUUAAGAAAACUCUCCAUGAUAAACUGGGUGAAGCAGAAGACGGCAGUCCUCCAGGGCUUAAAUACUUGCAAUCAGAUACCCAUUCACGGAAAAAGAGGGAGUCUGGUGGAUUGAUGAGCCAGCAAUGUUGCCACGUCGGUUGUAGCAGAAGAUCUAUUGCUAAACUCUAUUGCUGAUACGGAGCUAAUUGUGUACCACCAGUCCAGUGUUCACAUGCAUUCUUGCUACCUGGUUGAUGGCC
Mus musculus (house mouse) is the source of this 697-nucleotide messenger RNA. It is a transcript of the gene Rln1, whose product is annotated as relaxin 1. The record is from RefSeq and is marked provisional. Gene Ontology annotation, molecular function: hormone activity. Gene Ontology annotation, cellular component: extracellular region. The transcript is spliced from 2 exons. Bases 75 to 632 code for a protein of 185 amino acids. NCBI's taxonomy places the organism in Eukaryota, Metazoa, Chordata, Mammalia, Rodentia, Muridae.